This is a messenger RNA of Sphaeramia orbicularis (orbiculate cardinalfish), 12987 nucleotides long. Its product is annotated as CUB and sushi domain-containing protein 3-like. NCBI's taxonomy places the organism in Eukaryota, Metazoa, Chordata, Actinopteri, Kurtiformes, Apogonidae. The record is from RefSeq and is a predicted model, not a curated record.
AUGAAGGGGAUUUACAGAGACGGAUACUACGACGGAUCUAUUGAACUACGGAACGUUUUCAACAGGAGAUGCGUUAAAUGUGGCCGAGGGGACUUAGUUCAAAGCAGAACGAUGAGGAUUAGGACGGGAAUUGUUUUUUGGAAUCUCAUCUUUUCACUGAUGCUCACUUGUGUGAAAGGUUUUAUCCAUACUUGCGGAGGCACUUUAAAAGGAAGGAAUGGAACAAUAGAGAGCCCAGGUUUUCCAUAUGGAUAUCCAAAUGGAGCAAACUGUACCUGGGUUAUUGUUGCUGACGAGGGGAACAGGAUUCAUAUAGUUUUUCAAUCUUUCGCUGUGGAGGAGGAAUAUGACUUUUUAUCUUUGUAUGAUGGGCAUCCACACCCGGCUAACUUCAGGACGAGGUUAACAGGAUUUACCAUCCCUCCGCCUGUUACCAGUUCCGGCUCCAUUUUUUCUCUGAGGCUUACAAGUGAUUUUGCAGUAAGCGCUCAUGGAUUUAAGGUCACUUAUGAAGAACUGAGGAGCAGCUCAUGUGGAAACCCUGGAGUUCCACCCAAAGGCAUCCUGAAUGGGACUCAGUUCAACGUCGGUGACAAGAUUCGCUAUAGAUGUGUCACGGGUUACGUCCUGGAUGGACAUUCACUUCUCACCUGUGUCACCAACGCAGCCGGCGUGUCGGUGUGGGACUUUCCUGUGCCACUCUGCAGAGCGGAGGACACGUGCGGUGGCACCCUGAGGGGCUCCGGCGGCCUCAUCUCCAGCUUCGAUUUCCCCAGCAGUGACUCCCCCGGUGCUGGUGGAGGCGGAGGUGCUGGAGGUCUUGGCAGCAGCGGGGAAUGUAAGUGGACCAUCCUGGCAGAUCCAGGGGACACCAUCUCCCUCGUGUUCACUGAAUUUCAGAUGGAGGAGAAAUCGGAUUAUCUGGAAGUAGAAGGAUCUGAACCGCCAACCAUCUGGCUAACUGGAAUGAAUAUUCCAGCUCCCAUCAUCAGCAACAAAAACUGGCUACGGCUGCAUUUUGUGACGGAGAGCAAUCACCGCCACAAAGGCUUCAGGGCUCAGUAUCAAGUGAAAAGCUCUGGAGAGCUUAAAUCCAGAGGGGUAAAAUUAUUACCAGGAAAGGACAACACUAACAAACUGUCUUUGAUGAAUGAAGGAGGAAUCAAACAAGUGUCUAAUUACUGCCCUGACCCAGGGGAGCCGGAGAAUGGCAAACGGAUUGGUUCUGACUUCAGUAUCGGAGCGAGUGCUCAGUUUACCUGUGAUGAAGACCAUGUGCUGCAGGGUUCCAAAACGAUUACCUGCCAGCGCGUGGCUGAGGUUUUUGCUGCUUGGAGCGACCACAGGCCCGUCUGCAAGGUAAAAACAUGUGGGUCGAAUCUACAGGGACCAUCAGGCACAUUCACGUCUCCUAACUUCCCCAUCCAGUAUGAGAGUAACUCCCAGUGUGUGUGGAUCAUCACUGCCAGCGAUCCAAACAAGGUCAUCCAGAUUAACUUUGAGGAGUUUGACUUAGAGAUUGGGUACGAUUCCCUAACAAUUGGAGAUGGAGGGGAAGUAGGUGACUCUAAAACAAUAAUCCAAGUGCUGACUGGGAGUUUUGUCCCAGACCUGAUUGUUAGCAUGUCCCAUCAGAUGUGGCUUCAUCUCCAGUCUGAUGAGAGUGUGGGCUCGAUCGGCUUCAAGAUCAACUAUAAAGAAAUUGACAAAGAGAGCUGUGGUGACCCUGGUACACCUCUCUAUGGCUACCAAGAGGGCAGUGGCUUUUUAAACGGCGAUGUUCUGCGUUUUGAAUGCCAGUUUGGAUUCGAGCUCAUUGGGGAGAGGAUGAUAACCUGCCAGAACAACAAUCAGUGGUCCGCUAAUAUCCCCAUCUGCAUAUUCCCCUGUUUCUCCAACUUCACGGCGCCCAUGGGGACGGUGUUAUCCCCCGACUACCCAGAAGGCUAUGGGAACAACCUCAACUGUGUAUGGCUGAUCAUUUCAGAGGCAGGCUCCAGAAUCCACCUGGCCUUUAAUGACUUUGACCUGGAGCCUCCCUAUGACUUCCUGACGAUCAAAGAUGGGGACCAGACGGGAGCCACGAUUCUGGGGCGCUUCUCAGGGGCCGAAGUUCCCUCCCACCUGACGUCCAACAGCAACAUACUGCAGCUGGAGUUUCAGGCUGAUCACUCUAUGUCCGGACGAGGUUUCAACAUCACCUACAGCACUUUUGGUCGAAAUGAGUGCCCUGAUCCUGGUAUACCGCUGAAUGCCAGGCGCUUUGGGGACAUUUUCCAGCUGGGGAAUUCCAUCUCAGUGGUUUGUGAGGAAGGUUUUAUCAAGACACAGGGAGCUGACACCAUCACAUGUCACCUGGAGGAAGGCAAGGUCAUGUGGAGUGGACUUAUUCCCAAAUGUGAAGCUCCUUGUGGGGGCCACUACUCAGGGCCGUCUGGUGUCAUCCUCUCCCCGGGGUGGCCAGGCUACUACAAAGACUCUCUGAGUUGUGAGUGGGUCAUUGAGGCUGAGCUGGGACGCUCCAUCAAGAUCAGCUUUGACAGGUUUCAGACAGAGCUCAGCUAUGACUUCUUAGAAGUGCAUGACGGCCCGAACCUGCUUUCACCUCUGAUUGGUUCAUUCAACGGAACCCAGGUCCCUCAGUUCCUCUUUAGCAGCAGUAACUUCCUGUAUCUGCUAUUCACCACUGACAACAGUCGCUCAAACAGUGGCUUCAAGAUCUUCUAUGAAGUUGUAACACUGGACACGUACUCCUGCAUGGAUCCUGGUAUUCCGGUGAAUGGGAUGCGUUUAAGCCAUGACCUGUCUAUCGGCGCCACCGUGUCCUUCCAGUGUGAUCCUGGGUAUAGGUUAAGCCACGACGAGCCACUGGUUUGUGAGAAGAACCACUUCUGGAGCCAUCCACUGCCCACUUGUGACGCAUCAUGCGGUGGGGAUAUCAGAGGACCUGGAGGAAUCAUUUUAUCGCCUGGUUACCCAGAGUUGUAUCCCAACUCCUUAAACUGCACCUGGACUGUAGAAGUCAGUCACGGAAAAGGUGUCCAAUUCACUUUUCACUCCUUCCACUUGGAGGAUCACCAUGACUACCUUCUAAUAACAGAAAAUGGCAGCUUUGCUCAGCCAUUGGCUCGACUCACCGGGUCCGAGAGGCCUGCGCCGGUAAAUGCCGGCCUGUAUGGAAACUUCAAAGCCCAGCUACGCUUCAUUUCUGACUUUUCAAUAUCGCUGCAGGGAUUCAACAUCUCUUUCUCAGAAUAUGAUCUUGAACCAUGCCAGGAUCCUGGAACACCGCAAUUUGGCUGGCACACGGGAUUCAAGUUUGGAAUUGGUGAUUCGCUGGCGUUCUAUUGCAACACCGGCUAUCGACUGCAGGGGGCAAAGGAAAUUGUGUGCUUGGGAGGUGGCCGCCGCAUGUGGAGCGCCCCUCUGCCAAGGUGUGUGGCGGAGUGUGGAUCAACAGUCUCCAACAAUGACGGCAUUCUUUUGUCCCCAAACUACCCAAUGAACUAUGACAACAACCAUGAAUGUGUCUACAGCAUCCAGGUUCAAACAGGCAAAGGCAUCAACAUCACCGCCACCACCUUCCACCUGGCACAGGGUGACAUCCUUAAGGUGUAUGAUGGGAAAGACGGAGCAGCUCCUCUCCUCAGCACCUACACAGGCACCUUAAUGCAAGGUCUAUCGCUUACCAGCACCUCCAACUAUCUUUGGCUCGAAUUCUACUCUGACCAGGAGGCGACUGCAGCUGGGUUCCGGCUCAUAUACCAUAGUUUUGAGCUGUCCCACUGUGAUGACCCAGGUGUGCCUCAGUUUGGCUUCAAGGUCAGUGACCAGGGUCACUUUGCUGGAAGUGCCAUUACAUUUGGCUGCGACCAGGGUUACACUCUGCACGGCAGCGGCAUACUCAAGUGCAUGACUGGGGAAAGAAGGGCAUGGGACAACCACCUGCCGUCUUGUAUAGCGGAAUGUGGUGGGAGCUUCAAGGGGGAGUCUACAGGGCGGAUCCUCUCUCCUGGAUAUCCAUUCCCAUACGACAACAACCUAAGGUGCACCUGGACAAUAGAAGUCAAUUCGGGGAACAUUGUCAGCCUCCAGUUUCUUGCCUUUGACACAGAGGCAUCCCAUGAUAUCCUCAAAGUGUGGGAUGGGCCACCUGAGAAUGAGAUGUCUCUGAAGGAGGUUAGCGGAUCACUGCUGCCCGAGGGAAUCCACUCCACCCUCAAUGUAGUCACCAUUCAGUUUGAGACUGACUUUUAUAUCACAAAGUCUGGCUUUGCCAUCGACUUCUCAAGUUCUCUUGCCACAGCCUGCAGAGAUCCAGGUAUUCCCAUGAAUGGCAGCCGCAACGGCGAAGGGCGGGAGCCCGGUGACUCCGUGACCUUCUCUUGUGAUCCGGGAUAUGAAUUGCAGGGGGAGAGCAGAAUCACCUGCAUCCAAGUGGAAAAUAGAUACUACUGGCAGCCCAGCCCUCCAAGCUGCAUUGCUCCGUGUGGUGGGAAUGUGACCGGAUCUUCAGGAUUCAUCCUCUCUCCCAACUAUCCACACCCCUACCCCCACAGCAAGGACUGUGACUGGCUCAUUGCUGUCCACUCUGACUAUGUUAUUUCCUUGGCUUUUAUCAGCUUCAGUAUUGAGCCCAACUAUGAUUUCUUGUAUAUCUACGAUGGACCAGACAGCAGCGCUCAUCUGAUUGGCAGUUUCCAAGACAGUAAACUUCCUGAGAAGAUUGAGAGCACUUCUAACUUCAUGUACUUGGCAUUUCGUAGCGACGGCUCUGUGAGCUACACCGGCUUUCAUUUGGAAUACAAAGCAAAACUGCGGGAGGCGUGUUUUGAUCCAGGGAACGUGAUGAAUGGCACUAGAAUGGGUAGCGACUACAAGCUGGGAUCUAUGGUGACAUUUCAUUGUGAGGCUGGCUACCUGCUGCAGGGCUAUUCCACUCUGACAUGUGUCAUGGGCAACAGCAAGAGACCAGAGUGGGACAGAGCGAAACCAAGCUGUCAAGCUCCAUGUGGAGGUCACUUCACAGGUUCAGAGGGAACUGUGCUGUCCCCAAAUUACCCACAUAAUUACACCAGAGGCCAGAGCUGUGUCUAUGACAUUUUCGUCCCUGGAGACUUUGUGCUUUUUGGUCAGUUCGUGGUUUUCCAGACACUGGCAACUGAUGUGGUCGAGAUCUAUGAUGGAUCCUCCAUAGAUUCUGCACUUCUGUCCUCCAUCUAUGGCUCACACUCAGGCGAGACUCUGCCUUUGAGUUCGGGAAAUAAAAUCACACUGAAAUUUACCACAAAUGGCACAGACACAGCCAAAGGAUUUCAUUUUGUUUACCAAGCUGUUCCCAGGACAAGUGCGACACAGUGUAGCUCUGUCCCUGAGCCUCGGUUUGGGAAGCGAAUAGGGAACGAUUUUGGCAUCGGUAUGGCGGUACUGUUUGAAUGCAAUCCAGGCUACACGCUGCACGGCUCCAACGCCAUCAGGUGUGAGGCCGUGCCCAAUGCCCUGGCCCAGUGGAACGGCACUGUGCCCACGUGUGUUGUUCCCUGUGGUGGGGUGUUAACCGGUCGCAGAGGUACUAUCCUCUCUCCUGGAUACCCAGAGCCAUAUGCCAACUAUCUGAACUGUGCCUGGAAAAUCUCUGUUCCCGAGGGUGCCGGCAUCCAGAUUCAAGUUGUGACCUUCGCCACAGAACACAACUGGGAUUCCCUGGAUUUCUUUGACGGGGUUGAUGGCAAUGCUCCAAGGCUUGGGAGCUACUCAGGUACAACUAUUCCCCAACUGCUGAACAGUACAUCCAACAACCUGUACCUGACCUUUCAGUCUGACAUCAGCGUAUCAGCCGCUGGCUUCCACUUGGAGUACACAGCAAUAGGUUUGGAUUCGUGCCCAGAGCCGCUGCCCCCCAGUAAUGGGCAAAAAGUGGGUGACCGCUACACCGUGGGCGACAUGGUGUCCUUCCAGUGCAGUCAAGGCUUCACAUUACAGGGUAAUGCAUUUAUUACUUGCAUGCCUGGGCCUGUCAGAAGGUGGAAUUACCCCGUGCCUCUAUGUUUAGCUCAGUGCGGUGGCUCUAUGACAGAUUUCAGCGGCGUCAUCCUCAGCCCCGGCUUUCCAGGGAAUUACCAGAGCAGCCUGGACUGCAGCUGGAGAGUUCAACUCCCUAUCGGCUUUGGAAUCCAUCUGCAGUUCCUGAACUUCUCCACAGAGCCUGUUCAUGAUUACCUCGAGGUGCGCAGCGGGAGCUUGGAGACGGGAACAGUGAUUGAUCGGUUCAGUGGCUUGGUGGUGCCCAACUCUCUCUUUAGCACCACCCACGAGACCACUCUCUUUUUCCACAGCGACUACUCUCAGAACAAGCCCGGUUUCCACAUUAUCUACCAGGCGUACGAGCUACAGAGGUGUCCAGACCCGCGGCCAUUUCGGAAUGGCGUUGUGAUCGGCCAGGAGUACAGUGUGGGCAUGACUAUCUCCUUUGAAUGUCUUCCUGGAUACACUCUGUUGGGAGAGCCUUCUCUUACAUGCCUUCAUGGAAUUAGCAGAAACUGGAAUCACCCCAUACCCCGCUGUGAAGCUCUCUGUGGUGGAAAUAUAACAUCCAUGAAUGGUACAAUUUACUCUCCUGGACACCCAGCUGAGUAUCCACACUUCCAGGACUGCAUGUGGACUGUCAGAGUUCCCCCCGGCUAUGGCAUCUACAUCAAUUUCUCGGUUAUCAAUACUGAACCAAUCUAUGACUACAUCACUGUGUGGGACGGACCUGAUCAGGCCUCGCCUCAGAUCGGUCAGUUCAGUGGAAACUCUGUUCAGGAGGGUGUCUCCACCACCGCUAAUCAGAUACUCAUCAAGUUUCACAGCGACUUCAGCACCAGUGGCUUCUUUGUUCUUCACUACUACGCGUACCAGCUAAGAACGUGUCAACCACCUCCUCCGGUCGCCAAUGCCACCAUCCUAACCGAUGAUGACGAGUUUGAAAUAGGGGACAUUAUUCGCUACACGUGCCAGCCGGGCUUCACCUUGGUGGGCAGUGAGAUUUUGACCUGUCGACUUGGAGAAAGGCUGCAGAUGGAUGGACCCCCACCAGUCUGUCAAGUUCAAUGUCCUGCCCAUGAGGUGCGUUUUGAUUCGACGGGGGUAAUCCUGAGUCCGGGCUACCCUGAAAACUACCCCAACCUUCAGAUGUGCUCCUGGCUGAUCAAUGUGGAGAAGGGCUACAACAUUACUCUGCACUUUGAACUCUUCCAGACAGAAAAAGAGUUUGACAUCUUGGAAAUAUUUGACGGUCCCAAUAUUUACAGCCAGAAUUUAGCAUCACUCAGUGGCGACAUUGAAACACCCUUCAGCCUGACCACAACAGGCCACCAGCUUCUGCUACGCUGGUCCUCUGAUCAUGGCACCAACCGACAUGGUUUCCACAUCAGAUACGUGGGUGAGUAUCAAACCAUGUACUGCAGUACCCCUGACUCCCCACAACAUGGCUUUGUGGUGAGCCAGACUGGAGGUCAUCUGAACAGCAUGGUGCGUUGGGCCUGCGACAGGGGGUACAAGCUGAUCGGAAAGGGCGCAGCUGUGUGUAAGAAGACCCCCUUUGGAUAUUACACCUGGGACGCCCCUGUUCCUGCAUGUCAAGCUGUGUCAUGCGGUGUGCCCAGUGCGCCAGUGAACGGAGGUGUGCUCGCUGCUGAUUAUUCUGUCGGCACACGGGUGACCUACUUCUGCAACAGUGGCUACCGGCUCUCCUCCAAAGAGCUGACGACCACAGUCUGCCAGCCAGACGGCACCUGGAGCAACCACAACAAGAUACCCCGCUGCAUUGUCAUGACAUGCCCCAGUCUCAGCUCCUUCUCGCUUGACCACGGAAAAUGGAGGAUAGUCAAUGGCUCACACUAUGAAUAUGGGACCAAAAUCAUCUUCACCUGCAACCCUGGAUACUACCGCGUUGGCCCUGCCCACAUCCAGUGCUUGGCCAAUGGGGUGUGGAGCUGGAGAAACGAGAGGCCACGAUGUAAAAUCAUAUCCUGUGGCGACCUGCCUACUCCUCCUAAUGGAAAGAAAAUUGGGAUCCAGACUACCUUUGGCGCAUCAGCCAUUUUCAGCUGUAACCUUGGCUAUGUUUUAACUGGAUCUACAGUUCGAGAGUGUCUCCUGUCCGGCCUCUGGAGUGGAAUGGAGACUCAAUGCCUGGCUGGUCACUGUGGCAUCCCAGAGCAGAUCGUGAAUGGGCAAGUGAUUGGAGAAAACUUCGGUUACAGAGACACAGUGGUUUACCAAUGCAACCCAGGAUUCAGGCUCAUCGGCUCCUCAGUACGGAUCUGCCAGCAAGACCACAGCUGGUCCGGACAGCUCCCAGUUUGCAUCUCCAUCACAUGCGGUCACCCUGGAAGCCCCAUAUACGGCCGCACCACCGGCGACGGCUUCAACUACAAUGAUGUGGUGCGUUUCUCCUGCAACAAAGGUUACACUCUGGAGGGCCCGUCCACAGCUCAGUGCCAGGCCAGUCGCCAGUGGAGCCAGCAGCCACCAACAUGCAGAGUGGUGAACUGCACAGAUCCAGGUAUCCCUGCCAAUUCUAUCCGGGAGAGUAAGAUCGAGCAUGGGAACUUCACAUUUGGCAGCGUGGUCUUCUACGACUGUAACCCUGGAUAUUACCUGUUUGGAUCAUCGGUGCUAACCUGCCAACCCGCGGGACACUGGGACAAACCUUUACCAGAAUGCAUCGAGGUGGACUGCGGCCACCCAGGUACGCCGCCUUACGCUGUGAUGACUGGGGAGAAGUUUACCUUUGGCUCCACAGUGCGAUACACAUGCACUGGAGACCGCCAGCUCAUUGGGGACUCAUCACUCACCUGUCAACUCAACGGACACUGGAGCGGCCCCCUGCCCCACUGUUCAGGUGACACAGCGGGCACCUGUGGGGAUCCUGGCAUACCCGCCCACGCCACCAGGGAGGCAGGAAACUUUAAAGUUCGCAGCAAGGUGCGUUUUACCUGCACAGUGGGACACACUCUGUACGGCUCGGCAGAGAGGAUCUGCUUCCCCAACGGGACCUGGUCGGGUCGACAGCCCUUCUGCAAACCGGUGCAGUGUGGGAAUCCAGGUACACCUGCUCAUGGGCGUAUUUCCCGUGUGGAUGGCACAACCUUCUCCCACUCUAUUGUGUACUCUUGUAUGGAGGGCUAUUUCCUCACCGGUUCACCCACUCGCCAAUGCCUCGCAAACGGCACAUGGUCUGGCACGGCUCCAAACUGCACAUUGAUCACCUGUGGAGACCCUGGUAUACCAGCAAACGGACUCCGAUUUGGUGAUGAUAUCACGGUGAACCAGAAUGUGACAUUUAUGUGCCAGCCGGGAUAUGUGAUGGUAGGAGGGGACACCACCAUGGCAAGAACCUGCACCAGCAACGGCACCUGGAGCGGCACCAUGCCAGCAUGCCAAGUGGUCACAUGUCCGACACCCCCACCCAUCCCCAAUGGCCUCCUGGAGGGCUCCGUCCUGGAGUGGGGUACCAGUGUGAGCUACAGCUGUCUUCCAGGCUACGAGCUCUCCUUCCCCGCUGUGCUCACCUGCACAGGAAAUGGGACGUGGACCGGAGAUCUGCCACAGUGCUUGCCCAAGUUCUGUGGAGACCCUGGUAUGCCUGCCAAAGGACGGAGAGAAGGACGCAGUUUCAUCUUCAAAUCCGAGGUGACGUUCAGCUGUAAUCCGCCCCACAUCCUGGUGGGAUCAACAACACGCAUCUGCCAGGAUGACGGCGCGUGGAGUGGAUCUCAGCCUCGAUGCAUAGAGCCCACAAGAACCACCUGUGAAAAUCCAGGGACACCUGAGCACGGCUUCAUGAAUUACACAACAGGCUUUAAGGUGGGCAGCAGAAUAGACUUCCAGUGCCAACAGGGACACCUACUGCAGGGUUCCACAACUCGGCUCUGUUUGCAAGAUCUCACCUGGACCGGUAUCCAGCCCACCUGUAUCCCUCACUCCUGCAAGCAACCACGGAGCCCGGCCAAUGCUGACGUCGUGGGUCUAGACCUGCCCUCCUACGGUUACACUCUGGUGUACACCUGUCAGCCAGGUUAUUUCCUCUCAGGGGGUUCAGAGCACCGUGUCUGCCGCUCCGACGGCAGCUGGACUGGCAAGGUGCCUGUCUGCAGAGCUGGUUCCAAAUCACACGAGAAACCUGUCAAAGUCAUACCAGGAACACCAAGCCCCAAAAUAAAUGUCCCCGACGACGUCUUUGCUCCUGAUUUUGUCUGGAAGGGCUCCUAUGAUUACAAGGGCCAGAAACAGCCCAUGACUUUGACAGUCACUAGCUUUAAUGCUACAACGGGAAAAGUCAAUGUAACUUUAACUGACAGUAGCAUGGAGUUUCUGCUCUCUGGAGUGUACAAGCGCCAGGAGGCACGUUUAAUGCUCUUGCUGUACCAAAUGAGAGCACUGGCCCACAGCUCCUUGAGCAGGAUUACAGAUGAGACCUGGGCAAUGGACGGAUUUGUUUCGGCUGAACCAGAGGGAGGCAGCUAUGUUUUCCAAGGCUUUAUACAGGGUAAAGACUAUGGACAAUUCGGUCUCCAAAGACUGGGUAUGAGUGUGCGAGAGAAUGUGACACUCACCGACCCCGAAAGCAACGGUUCCACCAACAGCAGUUCUGUUGCCGUUGCAAUCCUUGUGCCUUUCUUUGCUCUCAUCUUUGCAGGCCUUGGUUUUUAUCUCUACAAGCAGCGGAAAACCGAUAAAGCGCAGUACACAGGAUGCUCUGUCCAUGAGAACAACAACGGUCAGGCCACUUUUGAGAACCCCAUGUACAACACAACCACAAAAGCUGCAGAGGGGAAAGUCGUCCGCUUUGACCCUAAUCUCAACACCAUCUGCACCAUGGUCUGAUGUACGCUGAAUAGAACAGAGACAAGCUAAGAGAUGCAGAAUACAACUUCUACAUGUUCACUCAAUAUGACGACAUAUAGAUAUUUAUAUUUUCCCUGUUUCUGAAGACUUGAUGAAAAGACACAAUUUCUCAGAAACAUAAAGCACACUUUCAGAAACACUUGAGGCAGUUGCAAUCGAUCGUUUCCAGAAAGUAAAAGAUUAAAGAGAGAGGAAGGGGAGGCUCAGACCUUUCCAGAUCUUCUCGUGGUUUGGAGAAGAGAAGUGUUCUUUACACUCUGUGAGUGUUGGCUUUAGAAAUAAAAGAGCCUCUGGCAUAUAGAUAAAAUAGAGUAUUUUAUGCUCUCUAGUAAAAAAAAAUACUAUGGGGUUUCUUCACAAAGCCAGAUAAAAAAUUUCUGUCCAAGAAAUCAGCCCAAAACUAGACCUUUUUUGUCUUACUCUUACAUUCAUACUAAUGAGUUAUUUUCUCAGAUGGAGGUGAGGAGCCUCUCAACUGUGAGUUGAUCAAUGUAAUCUUUAGAGUCUAUUUUCCAAGCAGUGGGGUGUGUGAGAGCAGAUGAGGAAGUAAAAAAGAAGCCGCCUUUCUGAACAGCGUCGGCGCUGCAGUCUGUUCAAAGUUAUAUGGUCAAUUAUACCUCUUAAUUGGAUGUUACCUCCUACUGACGAAAUAUAUGGCCAGGGAUUUAAUUACUGAAGUGCAGUACAAUUUUUCGAGUGCCACUGGGAACGCUGGGGAUUUUAUUGUUACGGUGCAGGUACUCUGACAACAAUAUAGUAUAUUUUCUUCAUGAGAGCUAUGGUUACCAUUAAAGUUUAUUAUGAAGUUGUGUGCAAUGAUCUUUUUUUGACACAAAUAUUAUUGUAUUUAAAUAUAAGAGUUUAAACUGCUGACUGGGCUGAGAGUCUGGUCAAGGCACACUGUACUGUACAUUAACAUAUUGCCCAUGUGGGGCUGUACUUAAAUCAUCCAUCUAUUUAAUUCUCCAUGCAUUACUGAAAUAGUCUCUGUUAUUUAUUUUUAGCUACUUUCUUUAAAAUUCUAAUAGCCCUUUAUCCCAGUGCCCCAGAUGAGCCAAAUUUAGAGAGAAUUAACCCCAGCCUUGAGCCGGCAUAUGUCAAGUGUCUCAAAGUGGGUGUUCCGUGUUUCUUUAUUUCAGGUUUUAUUAGAUGGAAAGGUUGGAAAACAGUACAUAAAGCUGGCCAGGUUUCCCAGAAGUUUAUUUAACCCUGGCUGUUUGUAAAUCAGAGUGCAAGGUUGGUUAAAGGCGAUGAGGAGUCUGAGGUUAGAUUGGUUCUGUAGAUUUGUGUUCUUAGUUCAACGUGAAUUAGCCUUACUAAAGAGCAAUUCUGAGGGGGUACGUGUAAGUUCCAAAUCAUCCGUGGUUCGACGCGAAGGCCACGGCAUGUGUUGCUCUCUAAUUCUUUUGGGAAACCGUGCCUUAGUGAAUAAAAUCUUGAUCAGCACUCCUACACUGAGACACUUGAUAAAUAUGCGACCUUGGCCUAUAUUUUACUGAAUCCCACUGAUACAAACGGUGAUUUCAAUGUCUUACUUUGUGAACCAUCAGCUUCUGCCAACAAAUGUACAGAAUACAUGAAACAAUUUGCACACAUACAUUUUCCACCACAAGUAUUGUACUCCCAUGUUGGUCCAUCUGUUUUAAAAACGAAAAAUGAAUUUGACACUAUCAUCCCAUUUCUACAUCAUUGCAGUGCCUUGAAUACUGUAUGGGCAUAUGUUUUUACUGCAUUAGUAAGCCAGUACAUCAUUGUAAUUUAUCUGCACAGUUUGCAAUGAUUUAGCUGAGUGAAAUGAGCUCUGGCGGUUUAUUUACGAAGAGGAGAGUCUGAAAUGCAGCUCAUAGUUUCAUACUUGUGCAUGUUGGCAAAAAGUGAACCAGUAUAGCAACUGCUGCUAUAGUACUUUGUACCACAACGUUGAUUCCUGUCAUUGCUGUUACAUUUUGUACAUUUAUACAGUUUUGAUACUUUAUGGCAUUCUUUGGAAAGAUGUCUUGUGUUAUCUAUAUGUAAUAUAUUUUGCAAGUUCAUAUUUCUUAUGGAUGUGAAAAAAAUGCAUCUGGCAAAAAAAACAAAAACAAAAACAAACAA